Molecule: messenger RNA, 3265 nt
Organism: Adineta steineri
Lineage: Eukaryota; Metazoa; Rotifera; Eurotatoria; Adinetida; Adinetidae
Source: the annotation of a GenBank genome assembly
AUGAGCAAGAAUCCACCACGUAAAUUAGAUCCGAUGAAUAAGGAAAAAUCCACAAAUGUUUUUAAUGAACUAAAUAUUCGUUAUCGUGUUUGCUUCAAAUUUGGCCGUAAAGAAAGUGAAGUAGGAAAAGAUGUUUGUGUAUGUAAUAAUCCACGAAGAAGUCGUGAAGAGACAGAAAAAGUUUGUGGAUUAUGUAACAAGCCACGCAGUGAUCAUGACAAGGAAGAAGAUAUUUGUGUAUGUAAUAAGCGACGAGGAAGUCACAAAGAUAAAAGUUAUUCCGAUUCAGAAGGUGUUGCAUGGGCUAUGGAGCGAAAUACUAAAGAAAUAACAAAGCCUGAGCACGGUAUACUUCCAAAUGGUGCAUUGUAUUUACGACUUGCUUUGGAUACACCGGUAGCAAAAGUUGAAAAACUUCUUUCUGAAGUAUGGGAGAUCAAAAAACCUCGACUAAUUAUGUCAAUUAUUGGAGGUGCAAAAUAUUUCACGUUAAGUGAUCGGCUUGAAUCCAAUUUUAUGAAUGGUAUUAUUGAAGUUGCACUUAAAUCAGAUGCAUGGCUAAUUACAAAUGGAUAUAACGUUGGUAUUGUUCAACUUGUUGGACAAGCAAUUAAUAAAGUUAAAUUUACGAAAUUAGACAAACAUAUUACAGCUAUCGGGCUUUGUAAAUAUGGAAGUAUAAAAGAUGUAGAAACACUUAUAAAGUCAGAUAAGCAACAAACGAAAAAACCUGAUGAAGAGCGGAACAGUGGUACAGAAAAAAAACGUGAAAGUGGUGAACAUGAUCUGGAAAUGAACCAUAGUCAUUAUUUGAUGUUAGAUGAUGGAAGCUUUCGAUUUUAUAGUACAGAAGAUUACCGAACACAAUUAUGUGUUCACUUAGCAAAACUACACCAUGAAACUGAUUUUCCUCUUCCUGUUGUUACUAUUGUGGUUGAAGGUGGCAGAGAUACGAUAAGAAAUAUAUAUUAUGAUUUACGUGAUAACAUCCCUGUUAUUAUCAUUGAUGGCAGUGGCCGUGUUGCUGACUUUUUCAAACUUUGGUUAUUAUAUACAAAAGAAUUCGAUGAAGCAAGUAAACAUGCUCAAUAUCCAUAUGAAAUUGGUGAAAUUGAUAAAGCAACUCCAGUUAAAGCUUUUUCAGCAACAACUGAUGAUACAAAUAGUUCAAAAACAGGUACUCAUACAUAUUUUGAAGUUCAACUUGAUGCAUCUCGCAAUACGCUCAAGGGAAUGUUUGAAAGUUAUGAUGAACGACUUAGAAAAGAUCUUCAGUUUCUACUAUCACGUAAUGAUCCUAGUAAAGGAAAGAAGUCAAAUGAUACAUCAAACAAUAAUUCAAAAGAUGCAAAAUCAAUUAAAUUCAAUAAAAUAGUUCAACAAGUUAUGUAUUGUCUUCAACCUGCUGUUCGUUCUGGUAUAGCUGUAUUCAAUUUGAAUUCAGAUGAUAAUUUAUCUGAAACUAUUUUUCGUACUGUUUGUAAAUCACGUCAAAAAUACUUUGAAAGAAAAGAAAGUGAUCAAAAUGAAACAAUGGAAAGGUCUCUACGAAAAUCUAAACCACAACCAACUCCAUAUGUUAAACAACAUCAUGCAGACUCACGUCACGAUGUUAAUCGAAGAGAUCAAAAUGCACAACGAUCACAAUUAUUACAGUUAGCGAUGGAUUGGGAUUGUAUUAAUGUUGCAAAAGAAUUAAUUCUUCAAAACUCAUUAGAUAAUAUUCUAAACAAAGAAGAAGCUUUUGUGAAUGCUUUAACAAUAGAUUUGCCACAAUUUAUUUAUGAAUUUCUUAAAUUGGGUAUUGAUCUAAGUGAAAUAUUCUUUGAAAAUGAUGCAUUCUCUGGCUCAGAAAACCGAUAUAAAAAAUUUCUUGAAUGUUUGUACAACGAUGACGCUGUGAAUAGUCAUAAAACUCAAUUAAGUGCAUUUAUUGAAUCGGAUGAUGCUGUUAGAAAACAGAUUCAUACAACUGAUGAUUUAAAUGAUGUUCUUGCUACAUUGAUUGGUGAUUAUAUGCAUAAAUUAUACUUUGAUUCAAAUAAAGAUGUGAGCGAAUAUCGAGAGUCAUGGGGUUUACUAGAACAAAAUAUACACCAAAAUAUAGAACAAAAUCAAAUGAAUGCUCAAAAUCCUGACCACCACGUUAAACCAAAUAAAGAAAUAGUUUUUGAUACUAUAAUGCGAGAUUUAUUUAUAUGGGCAAUACUUAUGAAUCAUACCGAAAUGGCUCAAGUCUUUUUAAGUCACAUGAAAUAUCGAAUAUGUGCUGCACUGAUUGCAACAAAAAUAUUAAAACAAUAUUUUCAGAAAGCGCCAUAUGGUGACUUAAAAGAUAGUUAUGAGAAAAAUGCAAAAUAUUUUGAAGAAUAUGCUAUUGCAUGUAUCAAACAAUGCGAAAAAAAUGAUACUGAUCUAGCAUGUGAAAUUGUUCUGCAACGAAUAGAACUAUAUGGAAAUGUGACUUGUCUUCAAGUUGCUGCUGAUGCCCAAGAUAAAUUAUUUAUUGCAACACCAUGUUGUGUUCAAGCUAUGAAUAAUAUAUGGUAUAAUAAUAUUUACCCUGAACAAUCAAAGAAACGAAAUGAACUAGCUAUGGCUAUUGGAGUUUUUACACUUGGUCUUCUGGCACCAUUUUGUGUCACUUUUCGAGAUCCUCCAACGGAAGUAAUCAACGAAAAACCUGAAAAAUCUUUUCAACCUUAUGGCAUACAUUAUUCCGAUCCUUAUGCAACACCAUUUCGGCGAUAUACUAAAUAUUUUGCAAUAAAUAAUUAUGUGCAUCAUAUAAAAAAUUUUCAUCGAGCUUUACGCAUGAAAUAUUGUUACCAUUGUUUAAAUUAUUGUUUUUUUCUACUACUAUUUUCGUAUGUACUUUUAUUUAACUUUCAACCACCAACUUCUUCAAUGCCAUGUAUCCAUUGGACUGAAAUCUUGACAAUUAUACUUGUUUCAAUAAUGUUAAUUGAAGAAAUUCAUUAUUUUGUUAGCCAAGAUAGUAUAACAGUAUCUGGGAAAAUUGAAAGCUAUUUUAGGGAUUUAUUUAAAAUUAUGACUCUGAUUGGAUUUAUACUUUUUUAUACUGGAUUAAUUCUACGAUUUACUCAUGCAGAUAAUGAGAAUGAAUUUGUCGCAGCUAGGGUAGUAUGGGCUAUUGAUGUUGAACUGUGGUGGCUUCGUUCUUUAGCAUUUAUUAUUGUUAUACCAUCUCUUGGACCUCAUUUGGUGGCUAUUGGAAAGAUGGUAUACAUAUAUUUUUCUUUUU